Aspergillus heteromorphus CBS 117.55 is the source of this 1217-nucleotide messenger RNA. Its product is annotated as putative mitochondrial methylglutaconyl-CoA hydratase (Auh). Gene Ontology annotation, cellular component: mitochondrion. Gene Ontology annotation, biological process: fatty acid beta-oxidation. Lineage: Eukaryota; Fungi; Ascomycota; Eurotiomycetes; Eurotiales; Aspergillaceae. The transcript is spliced from 2 exons. The coding region runs from base 202 to 1116 and encodes 304 amino acids. The record is from RefSeq and is a predicted model, not a curated record. Gene Ontology annotation, molecular function: enoyl-CoA hydratase activity.
GGAAUUUCCCGCCUAUUGAUAUUAUUCUACGAUCGAUCAAGUGAACCAAGUCGCGCUUAUCCGCGGCUUCCCCGCAGCCGCAGCUCGGCUUCCCCACCGCUUCUCCAACUCUCCCAAAUGGCAAAUUCCUGUUGCGCAACAUCACUCACUCACUCACUCACUCACUCGCUUCCAUCUCUCAUCCCCCUGACCACCACCACAAUGCCACCCCGUCUCCCUCUCUCCGCCACCCUCCGCCCCCGCCCCGUCCUCUCCUUCCGCGUUACCGUCUCCCGAUUCAGCACGAGCAGCGACGAUGCCGUGAUCCAGACACAGAACGUCCCGGCGCCAGGCUCCGGAAGCGUUCGCGUGCUCCUACUGAACCGACCAAACGCCCGCAACGCCAUCUCGCGAAGCCUGCUGGACGGACUGACGCAGCACGUGAAAUCCAUCGCCGCAGAGGGAGGCACCGGGCCGACACGCGCCCUGGUGAUCGGCAGCAACGCGGAUGCGGCAUUCUGCGCGGGCGCGGAUCUCAAGGAGCGCGCGAAGAUGACUGCGGAGGAAACGGCCUCCUUUCUCUCCCAACUCCGCAGCACCUUCCACGCCCUCUCGACGCUCCCCAUCCCGACCAUCUCCGCCGUCUCCUCGAUGGCACUGGGCGGCGGCCUCGAACUGGCCCUGUGCACGCACCUCCGCGUCUUCGGCUCCUCCUGCACCGUCGGCCUGCCCGAGACCCGCCUCGCCAUCAUCCCCGGCGCCGGGGGCACGUACCGCCUCCCCGCGCUGAUCGGGGUGAACCGCGCACGCGACCUGAUCCUCACCGGGCGACGGGUGUCCGGCCCCGAGUCGUAUUUCAUGGGGCUGUGUGAUCGGCUCGUGGAGGUGUUGCCCGAGGAGGAGGGCAAGGAGGGCGUCCCCCGCGAGAAGGUCCUGCGGGAGAGUAUCAAGCUCGCGUUGGGGAUCUGUGAGGGUGGCCCCAUUGCCAUCCGGCAGGCGUUGAAGGCGGUGGACGGCUGGGAGAAGGGUGAGGUUGCUGAGAAUGAGGCCUACGCUGGAGUCAUGGGGACUGAGGAUCGGUUUGAGGCGCUCAGGGCGUUUGCGGAGAAGAGGAUGCCCGUGUAUAAGGGGCGGUGAGAUGUAUUACUAUAUGUAUGUGUGAUUGGUUGUUGAGGGUAUAGUGUAAUUUCUAUGGAUAGGUAAUCUCGUAGUUGUGAAUGUCAAGUUGGACUUUUAUA